UUUAAUUUGUUCAUAAUAUAAAAACAAGCUGACAAUGAAAAGUGGGUGAAGAAAUCAGAGAAGAAGUGGGAGAAAAAGAUAAUCGACCCAAAAGAAUGGGAGAAGCAAGUGCAAGAGUGAAAACAAUCUUUGUGUAUCCAAUCAAAUCUUGUCGAGGGAUUUCAGUUGCUCAAGCACCCGUCUCUCCUACUGGAUUUCGGUGGGACAGACAAUGGAUGGUUGUCAAUGCAAAUGGGAGAAUGAUCACUCAAAGGGUUGAACCAAAGCUUGCUCUGAUUGAACUCGAGUUGCCUCACGAAGCAUUUUCUGAGAGUUGGGAACCUUCAAGUGAUUCAUGCAUGGUGGUGAGAGCUCCUGGUAUGGAUAUGUUGAAGGUUCCUUUGAGUAAGCCCUGUGAUAUGGUUGAGCAUGUGUCAGUAUGGAAUUGGAAUGGCUCUGCAUUAGAUGAAGGAGCCCGAGCAGCUGAAUGGUUUUCUAAUUACCUUGGUAAAACGAGUCGGAUGGUGCGAUUUGAUGCAGCAUCACAAACUAGACUAACGGAUCCAGACUAUGCUAAUGGAUACAAAACUAUGUUCUCUGAUCAGUUUCCAUUCAUGCUGAUAUCGCAGGGAUCACUAGACGCAUUGAACAAAAUUCUCAAGGAGCCAGUACCAAUAAAUCGUUUCAGACCCAACAUUCUCGUUGAAGGUUGUGGACCAUUUUCUGAGGACUUGUGGAAGGAAAUCAAAAUUGACGACUUGACAUUUUACGGCGUCAAGCUUUGUUCAAGGUGCAAGAUACCUACAAUCAAUCAAGAAACAGGGAUUGCUGGUUCAGAGCCAACAGAAACUCUCAAGGGAUUCAGAUCAGAUAGAAUCUUGCUUCCUAACAGAAAACCUCAAGGACAGGUUUAUGUCGGACAACACUUAGUUUGUAAGGAAUCCUUUACUAAGGAUAAGGGCAAAGUCAUUCAGGUAGGAGAUACAGUGUGUAUUGUGCAACAACUUUCUUCAACUGCAGACGCUGCUGCUUAAUAUUAUGUUACACAAACUGUAUUGCAUUUUUACUUGCAUAUGCGAAAGCAUAAGAGAUAGUGUCACUUUGGUUGCUAAAAAUAAUGAGCACCAAAUGUUGGUGUUAUUAGUUUGUUGUGGCGAUUUACCAGAAACUUUCUGUUUAGACCUACGCAUCUUGUAAGCUACUUUCUCUUAAUUCAGUAAUUAGUGGUCUAAAUGAUGGAGAACUAAACUACUAAAGUUAGCUAAGCUUGCCGUGUGGAAGGGUGCAAAUAAGAGUGCAUGUAGAGUAUGGUUCACCCUCAUAGCUAAACUACUCGUUUUAUCAUUUUUAGAGUUUAUAAUUUUUAAAAAUUAUUGUUAUUUGUUUCUUUAUAAGUAUUUUGCAACUAAAGAUUCCUUUCUCAAAUUUAAAAGGUAUAUGUUAUUUUACCUUUAGAUGUUCAUUUA
This is a messenger RNA of Beta vulgaris subsp. vulgaris (sugar beet), 1445 nucleotides long. RefSeq lists its product as uncharacterized. The transcript is spliced from 8 exons. The coding region runs from base 96 to 1013 and encodes 305 amino acids. The record is from RefSeq and is a predicted model, not a curated record. Gene Ontology annotation, molecular function: molybdenum ion binding; catalytic activity; pyridoxal phosphate binding. Lineage: Eukaryota; Viridiplantae; Streptophyta; Magnoliopsida; Caryophyllales; Amaranthaceae.